GACAAACAAUUGAACAUACCGUCAUCACUCCCAGCAGAAUCUCUAUGAUAACCUUUUUGCUCAGAAGAAGCUUUUCAUCUGUCUUGCCACUCUUCGAUUACAACAUAGAAUCGGCGCAAUGUCUGACGACGAGGAUUUCAUGCAAGAGUCUGAUGAGGAACAAUAUGACUUCGAGUACGAGGAAGACGACGACGAACAGGAGGCUGGCGAUGUCGGCAUCGAGAACAAAUACUACAACGCCAAGCAGCUGAAGCUCAGCGACCCCCAAGAUGCCAUUGCGGAGUUUCUCGGGAUACCGCCCCUCGAGCCGGACAAGGGCGAAUGGGGAUUCAAGGGCCUGAAGCAGGCCAUCAAGCUGGAAUUCAAGCUGGGGCAGUACGACCAAGCGGCCGAACACUUCGCCGAGCUGCUCACAUACGUCAAAUCGGCCGUUACGAGAAACUACUCGGAAAAGUCAAUCAACAACAUGCUCGACUACAUCGAAAAAGGCGCCGACGAGUCAGCAGCCGUGAAGAGCAUCGAGAAAUUCUACUCCCUCACGCUUCAGAGCUUCCAGAGCACGAAUAACGAGCGGCUGUGGCUGAAGACGAACAUCAAGCUGGCCAAACUCCUGCUGGACCGCAAAGAGUACUCGGCAGUAUCCAAGAAGCUUAGAGAGCUUCACAAGGCCUGCCAGCGCCCCGAUGGCAGCGAUGAUCCAGGCAAGGGAACUUAUUCGCUGGAGAUUUACGCCUUGGAGAUUCAGAUGUUGGCGGAGACGAGAAACAACAAGCAGCUCAAGACGCUCUACAAUCGUGCGCUCAAGGUCAAGUCUGCCGUGCCGCAUCCCCGCAUCAUGGGUAUCAUCCGUGAAUGCGGCGGCAAAAUGCACAUGAGCGAGGAGAACUGGAAGGAGGCGCAGAGUGACUUUUUUGAAUCGUUCCGCAACUACGACGAGGCAGGAUCGCUACAGCGGAUCCAAGUUCUCAAGUAUCUGCUUCUCACCACCAUGCUGAUGAAGUCAAACAUCAACCCGUUUGACUCGCAAGAGACAAAGCCCUACAAGACUGAUCCUCGCAUCUCUGCCAUGACGGAGCUUGUCGAUGCAUACCAGCGGGACGAUGUUCAUGCCUACGAAAAAGCGCUGCGAAACAACCAGGACAUUCUAGCAGAUCCGUUCAUCGCAGAGAACAUCGAUGAGGUCACGCGAAACAUACGGACCAAGGGAGUUUUAAAACUCAUUGCGCCUUACACACGCAUGAAGCUGUCAUGGAUUGCCAAUCAGCUGCGAAUAUCAGAGCCCGAGGUGCAAGAUAUCCUUAGCUUUCUCAUUAUUGAUGGCAAGAUCAAGGGAUCAGUCAACCAGCAGGCAGGCACUCUAGAGAUAACAUCUGCUGCCGACAUUAGCAGAAUCCAGGCGCUCGAUAGCCUGACCACAUCCAUUAACGAGUUAUUUGGGGCCGUCUUCAGAGAGGGCGAGGGCUUCCGGAUCGAGCACACUUCUUUCGAAGACGCGACUCCUGGCCUCGACGUCCAGGCCUUGGCGAGCCUUGCGAAAGCCGGUGGCCGGCCGGCACAGCGCCCACUACAUAGGCCUGGCAAGGGCAAACCUGUCUUGACGCCUCUUUGAUUACAACAUCAUUCUUUUUUCUUUCUUCAUUCUCUGUUUUCCAGCGCCUUGUUUUGGAGGCGCUGCGACGGUACCCCCUCUUCAAGCAAGUUUCCAUGAUAACCCCACGCCGGAAAUUUAUUACGGGGUGACCACUUCCCUCAUACAGGCGCCGUCGCUUGGAUGGAGAACAGGAUGGGGUCUUGAGCGUGCAGAUUUUGUGGCGAACGAAAGCUGGACGCCUGUGCUUGGCGAGGAAUACGACGUUGCCACGAAGGGGGGAAAUGGACUGGGAUAGGCAAAUACAGAGCGAAGCCUGCGAUUGAUGCUUGUCAUAUCAACAAGAGAAGUUACCCGCGUACAUUCACCCACGUGUAGCAUUCUGUAGACGAGGUGAUCUGCACGCAUUCGCCACCACGAUAUCAAGGAUACGGGUAGCAUUC
Trichoderma atroviride IMI 206040 is the source of this 2031-nucleotide messenger RNA. RefSeq lists its product as uncharacterized. NCBI's taxonomy places the organism in Eukaryota, Fungi, Ascomycota, Sordariomycetes, Hypocreales, Hypocreaceae. Gene Ontology annotation, biological process: protein deneddylation. The record is from RefSeq and is a predicted model, not a curated record. Gene Ontology annotation, cellular component: COP9 signalosome.